This is a messenger RNA of Chironomus riparius, 1175 nucleotides long. The record is from the annotation of a GenBank genome assembly. NCBI's taxonomy places the organism in Eukaryota, Metazoa, Arthropoda, Insecta, Diptera, Chironomidae.
AGUCAAACAAUAAGAUUGAUUGUGAAAGCAUUAUUAAGUUUUUAGGUUGAAAUUUUAUUUCAUAAUAAAAGUUAAUCAUGAGCCAAAGAAGUUAUAAUAAUAAAAAUUUGAGAAGGAGAAUCAAAAAAGAGAAAAAACUUGAAAAUUCCAGACGUAAUCAGGAAGCGACAUUACUGAAACAUGAAAUCGAUCCUCUAAAAAACACUUUUUGCUCUAGAAAUAGUCAUGUGUUCUGGUUUUUAGGGAUUGUGCUGUUUUUGGGAAGUGUAGCUACUAUUGUGGCUCUAAAUUAUAAUUUAGAAAUCAAUAUUUUUGCUAUAAAUAAAUAUAAAAAUCCACAAUCAUCAACAAAUACUGAUAAAAUUCACUCAGAUAAAGACAAUCCAGAAAAAUCGCACGACGAAAAGAUUGAUAAGUUUAAACGAAAAACUGAAGAAUCCAUUCCUCCAUCUGAAUUAUCAGACAAUUUAUACAAAUAUCCACAAAUUGCUGGAAUAAUUCAAAUACUAGGCAACGACACUGAGUUCGGAUGUCAUGGAACAUUUGUUGAUUUCUCGCCAUAUAUACAGAAUGCGGUGUUGAUAACAGCUGCACAUUGUAAUAAAAAUGAUGAAAACUCGACUAUCCAUCAAAUUUAUUUCCACGACCAAAAUCAAAAGAAAACGGUUAUAAAAAAUUCUGAUGAAUUUUACGUCAUUUCGCAUCCAAAGUUUAAGUUUGAUGAUCAUGAAUUUGGAUAUGACGUGUCAUUGAUAAUUUUCAAGAAUUUAAGAGUCACUGAAUCAGCUCGUUUGCCUGAAGCUGGAGAGAAGCUUCCAGAUAAAUUUUUACGGUUUGAAAUAAUCAAAAACGGCAACAAAUAUCGAUCAAGAAUUGAGGAAGCGGAAGUAAAGAAGAUCAACUGGAAAGAUUGCGUGAAAAUUUCUUUUGAAUACAAAAAGUUUGAGCAAUCUGAUAGAUUUUGUGCUGACAAUGGAGCUUACACACCAACUGGCAACAGUGGUGCUGGUAUUUUUACAUGGAAUGGAGAGCAUUAUGUCAUUUAUGGAGUAUAUUCGGAAGGUGGAACUAAAAAUCAUACGAGACCGGACAUUUACAUGAAAAUGAAGUCAUUAGACAAAAUGUUUGAAUCAUUUGACUUGAAUGAAGUUGGUAAAAAAUUGAGGUUAAAAUAG